AUGUGGAGGAGGAUGAGGAAGAGGAAGACCGAAGCAUUGAUCUCCACCGGAACAAGCAGCGUGAGGAGGAGGACGAUGAGCUUUGGAAUUGGGACGCUUGUCAAUUUUGCGGCGUGCGUCACGUUUGCGCUCCCCGGCGACGCAAUGCGCGCGCAAACGGCGUUCCCUCCCGAGUGCGCUCCAGGGGGCCACGGGCUCCUGCAGAACCCAUACCGCAGCACCACCUUCAGCUCCAGCGGGCUUCUGCAGUCGUCCCUGCGGGAUUUCGUCUGUGACCAUUCCCUGGCACCCGGCUGGUACCAGUUCCAGAUUUUGAACAAACCGGCCAGCAUGCCUACCCGUUGUGUGGAGGUCAACCACUGCGGGACCCAGGCUCCGGUGUGGCUGUCUCUGGGAGAAGGCGAGUCCCUCCCCGGUCCUCUGGAGGUCCGACACCUGACCGCCUGCGCCGCCUGGCAGUCAUUCCCGAGCAGCAGCAAGGAAUGCUGUCUGUUCCGCAUCCCGGUGUCCGUGCGCAACUGCGGAGACUUCUACGUUUACUUGCUGCAGCCCACUCAGGGAUGCAUGGGCUACUGUGCACAAGAAAUGGCAGACAUGUCAUCUGCGACGUCGCUUACCUGCAACCACGGUGAGGUCCACAUGGACGGAACGUGUACAACAAUGAGAUCAGUCAAGGAGCCUGCCGCUCCAUCCGUGCCCGUGAUCGGCCCCGAGUGGACGGCCAGUGGCGUGUAUCUGAAGUGCAGCUUCUCCACCGACUCCACUGACAAAUCCGGCGGCUCCCUGGGCCACGUGGUGGCCUGGUCCCGAGCCUCCCCUCAGGGCAACCAGGAGGAGCUCAAGCAUGAGACCACCAUCCAGACGUGGGCCCUCAUUGAGCUGGAUGGCUUCAACCUCCGCCUGGGAGACAAGAUAUACUGCUCCGUCUACAGUUUCUUCUUGGACUCUCCGGACAUCCGCGGCGCUUCAGUGGAAAGUCAGGAGUUCUUUGCUGGGAUUCGGCUGAGACCAGAGGUGAGCGUCAUUUCCGAGGACGGGAAGCUGUACGAGCUGAUGGUCGAGAGCACCGUUCCUGUCCCGUGUCUGGAUGAGUCGUCGUCGUCUUCACAGUCAGGGCAAUGCACCCUCUCCUUGACGUUCAGCACUAACAGCCAAGACAAAGCGGUACUGGGCUCUGACGUGUCCCUGUCCUCGUGCUCUGUGGACUUGCCCGGGGCUCCGUGCCAGGAUGGUGUCUGCGGCCGGGCCGUGGUCCUUUUCACCGCCAUCGCCGACUUUGUCAGAGACGGCGAUCGGACCACUAACAUCUCCGUCCGGCCCCUUGUCACCAGCAAUUUUGUGUGGAACGGUUACGCUCCGGAACCUGUUCAGCUCAAAGUGCAGGACGUGCCUUCAGCCUACUGUUACUCUUUCACCGACCCUCACGUCGUCACAUUUGAUGGCAGGCAUUACGACAACUACCAGGUGGGCACGUUCGUGCUGUACAGGAGUGCUCGCUGGCCCUUUGAGGUCCACGUGCGGCAGUGGGAGUGCGGGGGUGGCGGGGCGGCCCCCACCUCGUGCGCAUGCGGCGUGGCGGCCCAGGACGGCGACAACGUGGUCGCCUUGGACAUGUGCAACGGCGACAUGGGCCAAACCAAACCUCGCCUCUCUGUGCAAGAGAGAGACCUCAGUAAGAGCGGGGUGCGCGUCCACGAGGCCUACCAGGGGCGCAAAGUCACCCUGACCUUCUCAUCCGGAGCGUUGGUACGCGCCGACGUGGCCGACUGGGGUCUGAGUCUGACGCUGAGGGCCCCCGGUUCAGACAGGGGCCAGACCGAGGGCCUGUGCGGCACCUACGACGGACAGCCCGACAACGACUUCCAGUUCUCGAUGAGAACAAGCGUGGAGGAUCUGCAGGCUUUUAUCUCUCAUUGGAGGCUUCGUCCAGGAAGCAGCCUGUUCGAUACAGUACGACCGAAAUCCUCAUCGCCUCCGAGCGCACUCAGUUCCCGCAAAUUCUGUGACUGUCCAUCAUCGCCCCAGAGUGGAACGCUGCCCGAAGGCUCCCAGGACGCCGUCUGUUCUCGCCACGGUAACGUGCGCCUCCCCACUGUCAUCCCGUCUCUGGACGUCACGGCGCGGUACAUCAGCUCGGUGAAGUUGCUCGCCGGGGAAGAAGGAGCAGUGCGGCCUCCCGGGCAUCCUACUAGGGGUCCCCCAUCUGAGCGGCGGAGCAGGCACAGGCACCACUUCAUCCCCGCCGCCUCGCACAAAAGCCUCAGCCAGUCCAACCUGGAGGGUUUCGCCUACUUCUUCCCCGAAGACCACAAACCUGACGCCGGCUUAGACCUAAAUCUUACAUGGCCGACGCCCUCCGGGUUGACGGAGCGUGAGGCGCGGGCCGAGUGUCGGGGCGCCGUCGCCAACUCCAGCCUGGCCCAGAGUUGCGGGGGGCUCUUGGGGACUGACGUGGUGGGCGGCGCGGUGGAAAUGUGUGUCGGCGAUCUGCGCCUGAAGGACGAGCGAUCGUGGCUGGACGCCGCCCUGCCCCUGCUGGAGAACGAGUGCGAGAGACGGCUGGUGGAGGAAGGGCAGCGGGGGACGCCCCACCAGAACCACCUGGACGCUGUGGCUGUACUCAAGUGUCCCAAUCUGUGCAAUGGAAACGGGCAGUGCUUGGAGUGGGGAUGUGUCUGCUUCCCCGGCUUUGGAUCUUACGACUGCAGUGUCUUGUCUGAAAACGAGCCUCCCUUGCUGGUGUCGCUUCCCCCCCAGGGCCUGCGGUCCUUCCAGGGGGAGGAGUUGCUCUACCAGUUGCGGGCCCGGGACCCCGAAGGCUCGGCGGUGGUCUUCACGCUUCGAUCGGGUCCCGAGGGCGCUUCGUUGUCCCCGUCCGGUCUCAUCCGGUGGAAGGUGACGGCCGGGCACACCCGCUCACACGCCUUCAACUUUAGCGUGACGGACGACUGCCACGCCGAGACCCUCGCUUCCCUACACGUGUCGGUGCGUCUGUGCGAGUGCACGAACGGCGGCUCGUGCGUGAGCGACGUCAACGUGCCUGCCGACAGCGGUGAAUACACGUGUGCCUGCCCGGAUGGGUUCAAAGGUCAGCGGUGCGAGGUGGAUGUGGACGACUGCAAGCCCAACCCCUGCAGGCUGGGACGCUGCGUGGACGGACCAAACUCCUUCACCUGCAUUUGCCCGCCCGGAAUGACAGGCGGAACGUGUCGAGAGGAUGUGGACGAGUGCGCCUCUGGGCCGUGCUUCCCCAGGGUGGACUGCGCUAACACGCCGGGCUCCUUCUCUUGUGGACUGUGCCCGCGGGGAUACGCCGGCGACGGCGCUAUCUGCAUUCCCCUGAGAUUAACGGUGAUGCCGGCGAGAGUGGCGCCUUUUCCCCCGAGGCCCCGAGCCCCCCCGCCGUCACGCUCGCCCUGCUCCCGGGAACCGUGCCACCCUGGCGUUCGGUGCUUCCAAAGCCCCCACGUGGCAGCGGGCUACGUCUGCGGACCCUGCCCGCCUGGUCUCCCUGGCAACGGGACGACCUGCACGCCAUCAAGUCAGGCGAUCUUCGCAGCUGAACAAAUUCCCAACAGCAGACUGAAUCCAGUCAGGCAAACGACCCCUACCAGCUUCUCCUCAUCGUCAUCGUCGCCCACCUCACCCAGACGGCCCCCCGACAGAAGCAGGAGACCGGGCGCCACCGUUUCCCACCCGCGAGGAGCUUCUUCUUCCUCCUCGGAGAGAAGUCCAGGACGAUGCCCACACGGAUACGUGGGUGAUGGAGUCACGUGCAAAGCUGUGUGCAGGUUUCAGUGCGGGAGAAAUAUGGAGUGCACGCAGCCCAAUACGUGCACCUGCAAGGACGGCUACACCGGAUACGACUGUCACAUAGCCGUGUGUCGGCCGGACUGCACGAACCAGGGCAGAUGCGUGCGUCCUAACGUGUGCGAAUGCCCCCUGGGAUACGCCGGGCCCACCUGUGAGGAAGCGAGCUGCGAGCCGCCGUGCCGACACGGAGGCACGUGUCUGGCGAAGAACCUUUGCACAUGCUCCUACGGCUACGUGGGACCGAGAUGUCAAAUCAUGGUGUGUAACAGGCACUGUGAAAAUGGCGGGGAGUGUGUUUCUCCCGACGUGUGCAAAUGCAAACCAGGCUGGAAUGGACCAACUUGCAACUCUGCUGAGUGCAGUCCGGUAUGUCUGAAUGGAGGAACGUGCAUGAAACCAAACGUUUGCGCUUGUCCCGCCGGAUUCUACGGCUCACAGUGUCAAAUUGCUGUGUGCAGCCCCCCUUGUAAGAACGGAGGCCAGUGCAUGAGGAACAACGUGUGUUCAUGUCCUGAAGGCUACACGGGGAAACGAUGUGAAAAGAGCGUGUGCGAGCCCACAUGUAUGAACAAAGGCAAAUGUGUGGGGGCCAACACGUGCUCGUGUUCGUCGGGAUGGAAAGGAAAUCGAUGUCACAUACCCGUGUGUCUACAAAAGUGUAAAAACGAAGGCGAGUGCGUGGGGCCCAACACAUGCCACUGUCCCACCGGCUGGGACGGUCUGCAGUGUCAGACACCGGUCUGCAGACUGCGCUGCCUGAACGGGGGGCGAUGCCUGCUGCCCGACUACUGCCACUGUCGCAGGGGCUACAAGGGCCUCACCUGCGCCAUUCAGGUCUCGAAAGCAUGAUACAAAAUGAAGUGAAAGAAGAUUGUGAGUGUAGAUAAUGUAUGAAUGGCGCCGCCUAAAGGGGAUUUAUUAUAUUGUUUUGGUCCCCAUCAUGUCCACUACCUCAAAAAAAAAAAAAAUUAAAAAAAGCUUUCUUGUCCUGUCACACCCGCGAUUGGCUGGCAACCAAUUCAGGGUGUACCCCGCCUCUCGCCCGAAGAUAGCUGGGAUAGACUCCAGCACGCCCGUGACCCAAGUGACCAUUAGUGGUACAGAAGAUGGAUGGAUGUUCUGUCACAAUUGGUGGUGUACAUCGGUUGCAAUUUUAGCAUUGAAAGCCCUUGUAAAGUGAAAAUUAACAAGUAUUGUAAAUUUGGCACACCACAGAGAAGGGUGUUUUGACAACCAUGGUAAUUUUGAAAAUUAAUUUUAAAAAAUUGUCACGUAUGAGGCUUCAAAAUGGUGAAAAAUCAAGCAAUUGUCUGUGCUCUUAAAUGCUGUGAGCGUGUCCGUUUGAUGCGUGAAACCACGCUCUGCUGAAAUAUCGUUGCUACUCAGUCGAACAUCUUCUUAUGCCUCAUCCUUAAACAUUUUAGCUGAUAAAAUAUGAAAGCCUCUGGUGGCUGGAAUAUCUCCUACCGGGUCAUCGCGGGGCUUUCCACGCCAAGCUAACAGGCGCGGGUCUCCUAAUGGUAAGUAAGUAACUCGCAAUUGCGCUGGAUAACCAUGCGAAUGAUGGGAGCCAAGGCACUCAACUUCUUAAAAAUGCCGAAGUGCAUCACUCGGCACCGUUUUAACCACGCUCCCAAAAACCAUCCAUCCAAUAUCUGAGGCACGGGGAGAACAUGCAAACUCCACACAGGCGGGGCCGGUGAUUGAACCCCGGUCCUCGGAACUGUGCGGCAGACGCUCUAACCAGACGUCCACCGUGCCGGCCCCCAAAAACCAAGAUACCUGAAAUGGUGAAAAACAGUUUAACGUUAUCUUCUCAAGUGAGUACUACAUAGUUCUUGGUCUUUGCGCAUGUUUUCAGCAUUUAUCUUUAAACAUUUAUACAGUGAGAUAUGAGUUUAAUUUGUUCUGUGACCACGCUCGUAACUCAAACCACUUGUAUCUGAAAUCAUCUUUCCCCACUGAAAUGUAUGGAAAUGCCAUUUAUCUGUUUCAGCCCCCCCCCCCCCUUCAAAAAAAAAAAGUUGUAAUGUGUUUUAAUAAGAAAAAUAGCUCCAUAUAUAUUGUACUUUAUAAAAACAUUGAAUAAUGACAUAAAUAGAACUAAAACGUUUUUGUCACACUUUUUGCCUCAGUUAAAUGGACAUUGUGCUGCUGCUUCUCGUGUAUGUGCCUUGGCCACCUCGGGCAGUAUAAUACAAACGGCUAUACAUUAAGAUGGGUCAGUCCUCAGUAAGCCGCAUUAAUAUUAAUCGUUCUUGGCAGAGGAUAAAGAAUAUAAGCCAGUGUGUAUUCCUCUUCUUGCUCCACAAUCUGUGUCCAAAUAUCUGUUACUUCAAGGGUUAUAAAACUGCAACAUGGAAAUUAUUCGUUAGCCCGUCCGUGGCGUUUCCUAUUAUGUGUUAGCAUUAAGAUAGCGGACUUUCCUAAGGUAAAGUUAUGUCCAUCCAUCCAUCUAUUUACUUCCGCCAAUCCGAGGUCGGGUCGCGGGGACAGCAGCUUAAGCAGGGAAGCCCAAACUUCCCUCUCCCCAGCCACUUCGUCCAGCUCUUCCAGGGGGAUCCCGAGGCGUUACCAGGCCAGCCGGGAGACAUAGUCUCUCUAGAGUGUCCUGGGUCGUCCCCGGGGCCUUCUCCCGGUGGGACUUGCCUGGAAUACCUCACCAGGGAGGUGUCUGGGGGGGGCAUCCUAACCAGAUCCCUGAGCCACCUCAUCUGGCUUCUCUUGAUGUCUGAGCCCCUCCUGGAUGACCGAGCUUCUCACCCUAUCUCUAAGCGCGAGCCUGGACACCUUGCGGAGGAAACUCAUUUCACCCACUUGUAUCCGCGAUCUUGUUCUUUCGGUCACGACCCACCGCUCGUGACCAUAGGUGAGGGUAGGAAACAUAGAUUAACCAGUAAAUAGAGAGCUUCGCCUUUCAGCUCAGUUCCUUCUUCACCACAACAGAUCGAUUGAGAGUCCGCAUCACUGUGGACGCUCCACCGAUCCGACUGUCGAUUACCCGCUCCGUUCUUCCCUUACUCGUUAACAAGACCCCGAGAUACUUGACUCCUCCACUUGGGGAAGGAUCAGUGGCGUGUCAAACAAGACAGCCCUAUAACAUCCCAAGUCUUUAGGAAUUCAGUGAGGAUCUUAUCCACCCCUGGGGCCCUGCCACCGAGGAGCGUUUUAACCACCUCAGUGACUUCAACCCCAGAGAUAGAACCUGCCUUAGAGUCUCCAGACUCUGCUUCCUCAUGGGAAAGUGUGUCGGUGGAAUUGACGAGGUCUUCGAAGUAUUCUCCCCACCGACUCACCAUGUCCCGAGCUGAGGUCAGCAGCGCCCCGUGCCCACUAUACACCGUGUUGAUGGUGCACUACUUCCGCCUCCUGAAAUGCCGGACGGUGGGCCAGAAUUCCCUCGAAGCCGCCCGGACGUUGUUUUCCAUGGCCUCACUGAACUCCUCCCGUGCCCGGGAGUUUUGUGGUUGUUUUAAAUAAAGUGUGAUGUACUUUGUUUUAUGUUCAGUUUUACAGUAAACUUUGACAAGGAGUGGCAUCAAACAGCUUGAAGCCUCUAUUUUAAAGAAUUGUUAAAUAUCAAAGCAAAUAAAAUCGGCCGAACAAUGGCCUAUAUCUUGAAAAACCUGUACAUCGGGUCUGAUUGCACCGCUGUCAUGUAUUUAGAAACAAAUCUCUGAAUUCACUUAGCAGCGUUUUUAAUUAUGAUUAGUAGUACAUGCUAUUGUGUUUAUUAGCGCGCCUGACAGUAACUCUGAAUGUUAAAUGGAAACCUUUUACAACCAAAAUA
This is a messenger RNA of Phycodurus eques (leafy seadragon), 7603 nucleotides long. It is a transcript of the gene vwde, whose product is annotated as von Willebrand factor D and EGF domains. The record is from RefSeq and is a predicted model, not a curated record. The transcript is spliced from 27 exons. NCBI's taxonomy places the organism in Eukaryota, Metazoa, Chordata, Actinopteri, Syngnathiformes, Syngnathidae. Gene Ontology annotation, molecular function: calcium ion binding. Bases 1 to 4662 code for a protein of 1553 amino acids.